This is a messenger RNA of Fusarium keratoplasticum, 1005 nucleotides long. RefSeq names its product Fe2OG dioxygenase domain-containing protein. The transcript is spliced from 2 exons. The record is from RefSeq and is a predicted model, not a curated record. Bases 1 to 1005 code for a protein of 334 amino acids. NCBI's taxonomy places the organism in Eukaryota, Fungi, Ascomycota, Sordariomycetes, Hypocreales, Nectriaceae. Gene Ontology annotation, molecular function: dioxygenase activity.
AUGGCUGCCAUCAACGCUGAUACCCUCGACAUGUCCCUGUUCUUCGGAACCGAGACCCAGAAGAAGGAGUUCUGCGAGAGCCUCCUCGCCCUCCUCAAGAAGCGAGGAUGUGUCAAGCUCCAAAACCACGGUAUCCCUGCCGAGGACAUUAAGCAGCUGUUUGAACAGACCAAAAAGUUCUUCAACCUUUCCCACGAGACAAAGAUGAUCGCCAAGCACCCUCCCCAGGCGAACCCCAACCGAGGAUACAGCUACGUCGGCCAGGAGAACGUUGCCAACAUUAGCGGCUACGAGAAGGGUCUUGGUCCUCUCAAGACCCGUGACAUCAAGGAGACUCUCGACAUGGGCUCCGCCACUGAUGACCUCGUUGACAACCUCUGGGUUCCUGAGGAGAGCCUCCCUGGCUUCCGCAAGUUCAUGGAGAACUUUUACGAGAAGGCCUUUAAGACCGAACUCCAGAUCCUCACCGCUCUUGCCAUUGCCCUCGGUGUUUCUGAGGAUCACCUCAAGUCCCUCCACAACCGCGCCGAGAACGAGUUCCGUCUUCUUCACUACCCAGCCAUUCCUGCCUCCGAGCUCGCUGACGGUACCGCGACCCGCAUCGCCGAGCACACCGAUUUUGGCACCAUCACCAUGCUUUUCCAGGAUUCCACAGGCGGUCUCCAGGUCGAAGACCAAGAGAACCUUGGAAACUUCCGAAACGUCGAGUCCUCAGCGCCAACCGACAUCAUCCUCAACAUCGGCGACUCUCUCCAGCGCCUAACUAACGACACCUUCAAGGCCGCCUGCCACCGCGUCACAUACCCUCCCACGAUCAAGGCGGGCGACGAGCGGGUGAUCCCCGAGCGAUACUCGAUCGCCUACUUUGCCAAGCCCAACCGCAACGCUUCCCUGCUGCCCCUGAAGGAGUUCAUCACUGAUGCUACGCCUUGCAAGUAUGAGGAUGUCACUGCUUGGGAGUGGAACAACCGCCGAAUUGAGGCGCUGUUUACUGCUACUGCUUAA